GACCCCUAUUCCGCCCCACAGACCCCAUGGAUCCCCCCGUCCCCCCGUCCCCCACCAUCACCCGCCGUCGGAGGCGCCGCGAGUUGGACGCUCGUCGCAGUAAAGGCCGGAUCCGACUCGGGGGUCACCUGGAACAAUGGUGUCAACUCAAGGAACAACUCGGCUUCUCCCUUCAUUCCCAAUUGGCCAAAUUCCUAUUGGACAGGUACAGCUCGCAGGGCUGCGUUGUGAGCGCAGACCCCAACCUCCUCCACCCCGCUGCCCUACAACGAUUGGUCGCCCUCUCCCACGGCCACAGCCGCAAGUGCGGCUUCAUCCCCGACGUGAAGCCCCCGACCCCCGGCAGCCCGGCCCCAUUGGUUUGGGAAUGCGUGGCCGGCCAUCGCUUCACUUGGGGGGCCCCCGAUGCCCCAUUGGGAUGCGAUGGGGUCCAGGGGGGUUCGGGACCCACAUCCGUCCCCAUACGACGUCGGUCGUUACGGAGGAUGGGGAUGGUGGAAGAGCACAACGCCGUGAAGGACGAUGCGGAUUGGUCGGAUGGUGGCGGUGAUGGAGCUCCCCAUGGGCAGAUGGAGGCAGAACCCACAGAACCGAACCACGAGAGGGCCGGGGUGGAGGAGAAAGAAGAGCGAGAUGCUGAGCCCCAAGAGGAGGAAGAGGAGGAGGAGGAUGAGGAGGAAGAUGAGGACUUUGCUGAGGAAGAUGAUCUGACCUACAACGAUGAUCUGCGGGAUGAGAACUACCACCCGGCUCAGGACAGCGACUCGGAGCCGCAGCGACGCCAAAUCCAACCCCACAGCAGCCGUAAGAAACCCGUCAAGGAGGAGCAGACCCCAAACGAGCAGAACCCCAUUGAUUCCAAUUCAGAUGAGAAGGGUGGGAGAGUCAGCUACAAGCAUCCAAUGCAUCCGAGCGAUGAAGACGUGGCCCAGAUCGGCCCCAAAAGGAUCAGGAAAGCAGCCAAACGUGAGAUCCUCCUCUGCGACUUCGAGGGCUGCGGGAAGAUCUUCUCCAACAGGCAAUAUCUCAAUCACCAUAAGAAAUACCAACACGUCCACCAAAAGACCUUCACCUGCUCGGAGCCCAGCUGUGGGAAAUCCUUCAACUUCAAGAAACACCUCAAGGAACACGAGAAGCUGCACAGCGACAAACGAGAUUACAUCUGCGAGUUCUGCGCCCGCUCCUUCCGGACCAGCAGCAACCUCAUCAUCCACAGACGCAUCCACACAGGAGAGAAACCCCUCCAGUGUGAGAUCUGCGGCUUCACGUGCCGGCAGAAGGCUUCCCUCAACUGGCACAUGAAGAAACACGAUGCGGACUCCUUCUACCAGUUCUCCUGCGAUCUCUGCGGCAAAAAGUUCGAGAAGAAGGACAAUGUCACGGCCCAUAAGAGCAAAAGCCACCCCGAUUCUACACCGCCCCAAGCUGCGCCAUCAUCCCCACCACCACCACCUCCAGCCGUAGGGAUGGGGAUAGAAGCUGAGCUUCCCAUAGGGGAUGCUAUGAGUGGAGAGGAGAAAGGUGAUGGGGGUAAUGGGGGUGAUGGGGGUAAUGGGGGUAAUGGGGGCGAUGGGGACGCACCUCCUGCUGCAGCUCUGGUUGAGUAAUAAGAGAUUUAAAGGCAUGAUCCGAUGCUAUUGGGUGUUAACGUUGCUGUCGGAAUGGAUCCAGACAAAUAAAGGCUGUUUUUUUGGUAA
Messenger RNA from Coturnix japonica (Japanese quail), 1697 nucleotides. Lineage: Eukaryota; Metazoa; Chordata; Aves; Galliformes; Phasianidae. The record is from RefSeq and is a predicted model, not a curated record.